AUGUCGCUCGCCGUCCCCAACGCCGCCGCGAGCUCGAGCUCGAACACCGCUUCUAACAACACCCCCGAGAAGACUGGAGAGAACGAUGAGUACGGCAAGAACAACGCUGUGGUUCGUCCGCAAGCCAGCGUUCCAGAGAUUUCUCCCGUACAGGGUCUUGUUCCCGUUUUGCAGAACAUUGUUGCGACUGUCAACCUCGAGUGUCGUCUUGACCUCAAGACCAUCGCCCUCCAUGCGCGUAACGCCGAGUACAACCCCAAGCGUUUCGCCGCCGUGGUGAUGCGUAUCCGUGAACCGAAAACGACAGCCCUCAUCUUCGCCUCUGGAAAGAUGGUUGUCACCGGUGCCAAGUCCGAGGAUGACUCUCGUCUUGCGUCCCGUAAAUACGCUCGUAUUAUCCAGAAGCUUGGUUUCGACGCCAAGUUCGCCGAGUUCAAGAUUCAGAACAUCGUCGGAUCCUGCGACGUCAAGUUCCCCAUUCGUCUUGAGGGUCUGGCUUUCAGCCACGGUGCUUUCAGCAGUUAUGAGCCCGAGCUGUUCCCCGGUCUGAUCUACCGUAUGCUUAAGCCCAAGGUCGUCCUGCUCAUUUUCGUCUCCGGCAAGAUUGUUUUGACCGGAGCCAAGGUGCGCGAGGAGAUCUACAUGGCUUUCAAGCAGAUCUACUCUGUGUUGGUCGAAUUCCGCAAAGAGGCCUAG
Molecule: messenger RNA, 696 nt
Organism: Trichosporon asahii var. asahii CBS 2479
Lineage: Eukaryota; Fungi; Basidiomycota; Tremellomycetes; Trichosporonales; Trichosporonaceae
Product: TATA-box binding protein (Transcription initiation factor TFIID TBP subunit)
Exons: 4
Coding region: 1-696 (231 amino acids)
Biological process (GO): DNA-templated transcription initiation
Molecular function (GO): RNA polymerase II general transcription initiation factor activity; DNA binding
Source: RefSeq, a predicted model, not a curated record